GGUGCGACAACUCGCAGGAAGAAAUCCACCACCACAACCCAGAAAAAGAGGAUAAGGAAAUCGACAACUAGAACUACAGUCAAACCAACGACCACCAGUGCGAAAACCGAGAGUCCAAAUCCAUAUUGCAGAAAUUACAAUCGAAUAAAAAAGAACUUACUAGACACAGCACUAAGUGAAGAUUUCAUCGCAGGGAAACGCGCCGCCACAACCGAAUUACUUGACAUGCGAGACCGGCCGUUUGGAUCGUACGUGAUAAGGGGAUAUGCACUUUACUUUUACAGCUUUGAAGACGCCGAGUACGCCAGAGCAGUGGAGGAGUGUUUGUACCGAAAACUGGAGCUGCUGGCGAUCGACACGCCCGAAGAUAUCGACGAUUGGUACUUUGGCGACAUUCCGCCCGAAGAAGACCAGGACGAGAACACUUGGUGGACGAGUGCGGCGCCGUGUUCGAAAAGUGAUCCGCUGAACAAAACGACGAAUUCGUGCUCCAGUGUCACCUGGUGUGCUAACAAUGUGGAAACUCGACUAAACUAUACGUUGAAUUUUGGCCAAUUUACUCGUCCCUACUGCAUUAUUUACAGAGCGAAGACCCAGCAACUUGCACCAAAGGAAUGCUCCUUUCAAUCUCUUUUUGUGUGCGAGCCGGCGUGCGCGAGGCCAAAGUGUCCGUCACAGAAGGAGUGCCAGAAAGAUGAGUCCCUAUUUGAAAAAAUUGAUGGGAAAACGUACCUCAAAAAAGAACAUGAGAUCCUCGGCACGUGGGAGCAAACCGAUUUUGGUGAAUUUUAUUUCCUGGGAAAGAAAUUGGUGAACUGGCAGGAAAAUUGGAAGACGUGCUGCAGUCUGGGCCUUAAACCUUUAGCCGUGAAUGGCCUUUUGACCUAUUUGGACAGACCGAAUUCCCCCAUGCAGGGUGUGGUUUUCUGGUCGGCAAUGACUCGAGCGGGAUGUCCUCUUCGCUUCGAAAACUGCUUCCACAACGUAUCAGAAUGGCUCGAGUUUGACAUCGCUGGAGUCAAAAAAGGAGGGUCUUGCGUGGCCGUUUCGGUCCGAGACCCUAACGCCAAGAAAGUGAUGGACACGGGUCUGGCAAUGAAAACCACCGUCUGCACCUCUAAGCUGCUGUUGGGCUGUCAAGGAACGGAACAGACCUUCGAAAUCAGGGAUGACACAAGCAACUGCGAGCUGCCAAAGUGCGCAGGGCUUCCUGAUUGCGUUAUGUCGGAUGAAUAUUUCCUCAAGCAACACUCGCAAGAAGUCUUGCUUGCACCCUGGCGUUUCGGCAAAUGGCAUUCAUGUUGCGACAACAGCAUCCUUGAGCUGCAUGAUGAAUAUGGCACUUGGGACGAGGCUUACAAACGGUGCUGCUCCCUUGGAAUGGACCUCCUUUCAAUCCAAAAUCCAGCCAAGCAGGACUGUUUGGGCAAUCCUUACAAAAAUAGUAACCCGAAUGAGAAAGGGUAUCUGCCUUUUCGGACAGAGGCCUGGACGGCGGGGCGGGAUAUCCAGUCUUGCCACGGACAAUUGCGAUGGUGCACCGGCUACUUGAACGACUACCUGAAAAAUGACCUGAUGUGGAAAAAUGGCCAUGAUCCGAGAUUUGCAAACAACUCGUGCGUCUACAUCGAUUUUGGGGAUCCAGUUGUGCCUAGUCUGGCGCUGGCAGACUGCUCGAACAAGAAACAGAUCAUUUGCGAGGCACCCAUGGGAGUCGACAAAAAAUCGAAGAUGCAUUAUCACCCAUGCAGGAGAAAUUUCAGAGUUAAAGAUAGCGAAGCUGAGAAAAUUUGGAACACUGGAGAUUUGAGCCGAACCAGUUACGCAGCCAAAAAAAUGAUUCAAUGCAUAGCAGAGCACAUAGGACUGGUAUACAACUCAACCAAAAUAAACGAGAACGUUUACCUGGAUAUGAUGUCCAGGACCUUGCAUGUCCUUGACGUCCCUACUAUGUUAAAAUCGAUUGAGGACCAACGCACGUUGCUCUCGUCGUUCGAAGGCCUUUACAGCGAGGGGAAGAUCCAUAAUUUGGAUUCUGACAUUUAUAGAGACGGAAAGGACGAAUAUUACUCGAACCACUUUGAUCUUGCCGCCGAAUUGAUCAACAAACUAUACGAAUGCAAAGGAAUCCAAAAAACGAACGAGGAAACGUUCGCGUUUGACUUCCUGGUGUGUCUCCUGAAGUCCAAGGGGCUAGACCGAUUCUGGAAAGUUUAUGAAUUCCGGUUUGAACGAGGCAGUGUGAUUCCCGCGGACUACGAUCUAAACUCGCCGUGCAUGACGUUUGACAAUUUUUUGAAUUUUGAAAUGGAUUUAUGCCUUCCAUCGGACGGCUCGCUUCCAACGACUCCAUCUGGGCCUGCUGUUCGUCUUACCCUUGGGCUGAUGAAGAUAAAAGGGUUCGACAGGUCAUCUUUCACCGAGUGUUUGAAUAGGAGGGGUUCGCUGCCUUACGCGAAAACCAAGCAGGAGUUUGAUAUGAUGUACAAUGCUAUCAGAAACGCGGCUCCGACGCUGACGAUAAUCUGGAGCCAAGGCUUUUACGACACGCUGAACAAUAAAUUCAUGUGGUGCCGCAGCGACGUCAUUGCCCCCCGAACCUGGGCAAAUAUUCCGAUCCCUGUCGCCGUGAACGUGACGACCAAACAGGAUUUCGUGAUGCUGGUCUCGCUGCCGGGUGCGACGCCAAAUCUGCACGCAGUCCCCGCCACCGAGCAGCUCAAGUACCAAACCGACGUCUUUUGCCUCGUCCCAGAUUCAGCAGUGAAGAAGUGCGCUUGACCAACUAAAGCAAACCAAGGCGUGGGAGUGCUUAAAUGCUUUUAAUUUCGAAUUGGGAAUUAAUUUGUCAACAUUAAAUUUUGUCU
Messenger RNA from Cloeon dipterum, 2867 nucleotides. RefSeq lists its product as uncharacterized. The transcript has 26 exons. The record is from RefSeq and is a predicted model, not a curated record. Bases 226 to 2781 code for a protein of 851 amino acids. NCBI's taxonomy places the organism in Eukaryota, Metazoa, Arthropoda, Insecta, Ephemeroptera, Baetidae. Gene Ontology annotation, molecular function: odorant binding.